AGUUCGCUCACCGUGCGAGCCCACGGGUGACCCUGGCAAUUGGAAAUUAAAAAUAAAAUUUAAAAAAGUUUGUUGUGUCGUGAUGUUUGUGUGAUUUUGUAAAAUUGGAAUAACCAUUCAUGAAUUUGAACAAACUUCCUUAAGCAGCGACAACAUGGCCGACGCAGUCUUCGGCACGAAAGAAAGAUGGCGGAUCACACGCAACAUCUUCAUCCUGGGCUUUGCGUUCAUGAUCCAUUUCACGGCGUUCCACGGCGCCGCCAAUCUACAGAGCUCAGUGAAUAGCGACGCCGGCGCAGGCACUUUCACGUUAGCCGCGAUAUACUUCUCGCUGAUUCUGUCCAACAUCCUGUUGCCGGCUGUCAUCAUCAAAUGGCUGGGCUGCAAGUGGGCCGUGGCAGUGUCGUUCAUCGCGUACAUGCCGUUCAUUGCGGCCCAGUUCUACCCGCGGCUGUACACCCUCAUCCCGGCCGGCAUGAUGGUGGGAUUCGGCGGGGGGCCGCUGUGGUGCGCCAAGUGUACUUAUUUGUCUGUGGUAGCGGAGCCGUACGCCAAGCUGUCAGGAGUGCCGGUAGACGUGCUGGUGGUGCGGUUCUUCGGGUUGUUCUUCAUGUUCUAUCAAAUGGCGCAGAUCUGGGGCAACCUCAUCUCAUCAGCUGUACUAUCGUCAUCUCUGGGCGAAGUGGUCUCCACGCUGAACGAGACGUUGACCCCGAUUGACCUUGAGGUCACCAACGUGACUUCUGUGGUGGACUUGGGGGAGACCUGUGGGGUCAACUUCUGCAGUGGCAGCGCCUCGCAUGAGAACACGAACUUGGCGCCGCCGUCUCCUUUGAAGAUCCAAGUGAUAUCUGGCGUGUAUCUGGCAUGUAUGGCGAUUGCAGUGGUCCUGGUAGCUGUGGGUGUCGACUCUCUGAGGAGGUACACAGCAGGUCGCCGGACGGCCAUCGACAACAAGUCAGGCCUGAAGCUGAUGGCGGUGACCCUGCGCCAGCUCAGGCACAAGUACCAGCUGUUGUUGCUGCCCGUCAUCGGCUACAUCGGCGCUGAGCAGGCUUUCAUGGCGGCCGACUUCACUCAGGCGUUCGUCGGCUGCGCAUACGGCAUCCACAACAUAGGCUACGUGAUGAUUUGUUUUGGAGUAUUUAAUGCUAUAGCGGCUCCCGUCGCCGGCGCUUUGGUGAAGGUCACUGGGAGGUUGCCGGUCAUGCUCACCGCUCUUAUCUUGAACCUGUGUCUGCUGACGGCCCUGCUGCUCUGGAGACCAGACCCUGAGCAGUGGAUGGUGUUCUACUUCCUUGCUGCGGUGUGGGGCACGGCUGACGCUGUGUGGCUCGUGCAAGUCAAUGCGCUCUCUGGAAUUUUAUUUCCUGGCAAUGAAGAAGCAGCGUAUUCCAACUUCCGGUUAUGGGAAGCAACCGGAAGUGUGCUCUCUUAUGCAACUGCACCCUAUCUUUGUGUCAGAACCAGACUCCAAAUACUCCUGGGUCUACUGCUGCUAGGCUUCUCUGGGUACAGCACCAUCGAGCUGAUGGAGUACCGCGCGAAGAGGGCGCACCACCUCGAGAGGAACUUCGAGCUCGUUAGCGGGAGGAAGGAACAGGAUUGAGAUGUGGUUUGACACUCAACGAGACAUAAAAGAAAUUUAAUUGUAAACUUCUAAGACGGGGAAGCUUUUGCCCAGCAGUGGGACAUAUUAAAGCUAUAAAGUAAGUUUAAUAAAAAAAUAAUUUUUGACACUAGCUUUUGUUAUAGGAGAUCUUAAUGACAAAAUUAUGAGUUUCCUUUACCCGGUAAGAAGGUGUUAUGUUUAUAUAAUAAAUACAUUAAUUAAAAUUAGGAAACUUCAGUUAGUUAUAUAUAGUUACAAAUGUGAUCAUGUUUCUUGUGUUCAUGUCUCUCUAAUAUAUUAGUUUAUAAUAAUUUUAGGUAUACGAUGAAAUAACCGGAAGUAUACUUAUCCCACAGCAUCCUUAGAUUAAAAGGGACUGUUAGAAAUUUUGAUAUUGUAUAUUCUUACUUCCCUCGAGGACUGUUUUCCGCAGUUAGGCCUCUUGUCUGGGCCUUUUCUGCGUAAUAUAUAUUGUAUAUUAACAGACAUUAUAAAUUUAUAUUUUGAAACAUAGAUUAAUUUUAAGUAUGUAUAAAUAUUAUCUUUAAUUGAAGUAUCGCAGUCAAAAAUAGUUACCAAAAAUAAAUAUAACUGUUCCUUUUAACAAUCGUUUAUUUGUAAAAAUACUUCCAUGAAAAUUAUUAAAUAUCUGUUUCUUCUACUACUGAAAAAAAAACAUGAACACUAGGUAUUGUUAUUAAAUCGAUCAAACGAUACCACGUCCACUUAUCAAUGUAGUUGCAGAUCAAUACUUCCAUUCUCAUAUUAUAAAGAUAAAAGAUUUGUAUUUUUGUUUCUAAUAAAUAAUCAAGAACUACUCGUUCGAUUUUCAUGAAAUUUGGCACAGAGACGGACAAAUCUUUCCGGAGCAAAAUAGGCAUUUUUGGUUUUACCCGAGCGAAGCCGGCUCGGACUUCUAGUAAUAAAUACAUUUUAAAUACGAAAUAUUUCUUAUUAAAUGUUUAAUUGCAAAAUAAAACAAAUAGUGUACUUUCAAUAAAUUCAUUCGUUUUUAUUCUCUCCACAUAAAUACUUAAAGGUGGAUUACCUAAACAAGCCGUAUCUAAGUACAUGAUCGCAAGUAACAGGUGACUAAAACUGUUAUACACAUUACCACUAAAUAAACACACUUCGUUUUCAGUCACAGGAGUUCUCAUAUGAACCAAAGAUUGCUUAAACACGCCUGACCAUAGACCAAAGGUCAUUGAACCAAGGAGCUGCUAAAACCUUUAUGUAAAAAAUCAUAAAAGUUACAUUAUAUUCUUGCUUUUCUUGUUUUUGCAAUCAUCGGUUCAAAUUUAAAUUUGGAACAAAAUGGAACGAAAUUAACAUUGUAAGUACGAACGGUGAGAAAUGACGUGGAAUGUUUAUUACGGCCCUCAUGUCAUUCUAGUAUUGAGAAUUUAUAUUUAUUUAUAUUUUAUUUUAUUGUAUCACGAAUAACAUCGCACAUAAUUUU
Molecule: messenger RNA, 3071 nt
Organism: Plodia interpunctella (Indianmeal moth)
Lineage: Eukaryota; Metazoa; Arthropoda; Insecta; Lepidoptera; Pyralidae
Product: UNC93-like protein
Exons: 11
Coding region: 155-1609 (484 amino acids)
Biological process (GO): regulation of potassium ion transport; regulation of muscle contraction
Cellular component (GO): plasma membrane; striated muscle dense body
Molecular function (GO): potassium channel regulator activity
Source: RefSeq, a predicted model, not a curated record